GUGAGGUGUCACUGCUCAUUUCCCAACUCGAUAGAAGUGAGCUGCGAGCCCAGCUUCGACAAUAAGAAAUCCUUUUGGGCUCAUUCCCUUCCACGCCAACGACAUCUAAAAUCAAAACAACAAGAAAGAAAGAAAGAAAGAAAGAAAGAAAAGAAAAGGAAAAGAAAACCCUCUCUGCCCGCCAAACGCAAUUUCCCCCAUUAAGAAAAAAAAAACCUUUCGCACACUCUCUCCUCCGAAAUGGCAGAACCAUCUCCUCCUCCGCCGCUGGCACCACCGCCACCGCCACAGUCGACUCCACCUCGUCCUCAGCCGGCCGACAGCGUCCGUGUUCGGUGUGCCGGCUGCCGCAUGAUCCUGACUGUGGCCCCCGGCCUCACCGAAUUCGCGUGCCCUACCUGCCGAAUGCCGCAGAUGCUUCCACCGGAGCUCAUGCCAAAGGCGGCGGUGGCCAACGUGGCGGCAGCACCGCUUCCUCCGACAUCCGCUCCGCCAUCGCAGCCGUCGCAAGCACCGGCGCAUGGCAUUGAUCCCACUAAGAUCCAGCUUCCCUGCGCCUCGUGCAAGGCCAUCCUCAACGUCCCUCACGGCCUCCCCCGCUUCGCUUGCCCUCAGUGCGGGGUUGACCUCGCCGUCGAUGUCUCCAAGGUUAAGCAGUUCUUUCCCGCGCCGCUGCUGCCAGAAGAAGUUAAUGAGGUUGCUGUUGAAGUGGAGCGGGACGAAGAUGAAGGUGGCAUGGUUGGAGAAACAUUUACAGAUUAUCGGCCGCCAAAAGUAUCUAUUGGACCUCCACACCCAGAUCCUGUUGUGGAGACAUCUUCUUUGUCUGCAGUGCAGCCUCCUGAGCCAACUUAUGAUCCAAAAAUUAAAGAUGAUUUGGAAAAUUCAAAGGCUUUGUCUUGCUUGCAAAUUGAGACAUUGGUCUAUGCUUCUCAGAGACACCUCCAACACCUCUCAAAUGGAGCUAGGGCAGGGUUUUUUAUUGGAGAUGGAGCUGGUGUAGGUAAAGGUCGAACUAUUGCAGGGCUGAUUUGGGAGAACUGGCAUCACUAUAGGAGGAAAGCAUUGUGGAUUUCUGUUGGUUCAGACUUGAAGUUUGAUGCUAGAAGAGACUUGGAUGAUGUUGGUGCAACAUGCAUUGAAGUGCAUGCUUUGAACAAACUGCCUUAUUCUAAGCUUGAUUCAAAGUCUGUUGGGGUCAGGGAGGGAGUUGUUUUUUCGACGUACAAUAGCCUCAUAGCAUCUUCUGAGAAAGGUCGUUCUCGUCUCCAGCAGCUCAUACAGUGGUGUGGACCAGGGUUUGAUGGUCUUAUAAUUUUUGAUGAGUGUCACAAAGCAAAAAAUUUGGUCCCUGAAUCUGGUAGUCAGCCGACACGAACUGGAGAAGCAGUGGUUGAUAUCCAGGAUCGACUACCUGAAGCUCGUGUUGUUUAUUGCUCAGCAACUGGAGCAUCUGAACCUCGUAAUAUGGGUUAUAUGGUUCGACUUGGUCUUUGGGGAGAUGGGACUUCAUUCACUGAUUUCCGGGAAUUUCUAGGAGCUCUUGACAGAGGGGGUGUUGGAGCUCUUGAACUAGUUGCCAUGGACAUGAAAGCAAGGGGUAUGUAUUUAUGUCGGACACUUAGCUAUGAGGGUGCAGAGUUUGAAGUUAUCGAAGCACCAUUAGAGGAUAAAAUGAUGGACAUGUAUAAAAAGGCAGCAGAAUUUUGGGCUGAAUUACGUGUAGAAUUGCUGUCAGCCAGUGCCUUCCUAAAUGACAAACCAAAUUCUAGUCAACUAUGGCGAUUAUACUGGGCCAGCCACCAACGUUUCUUUAGACACAUAUGUAUGUCUGCUAAAGUCCCUGCUGCUGUGAGACUAGCGAAGCAAGCAUUAGUUGAAGAAAAAUCUGUAGUCAUUGGUCUUCAGAGUACUGGAGAAGCUAGGACAGAGGAAGCUGUAACAAAAUAUGGUUCUGAACUUGAUGACUUUGUUUCUGGACCUCGAGAAUUGCUGCUUAAAUUUGUGGAAGAAAAUUACCCGUUACCAGAAAAACCUGAACUUCUCCCAGGAGAGGAUGGGGUAAAAGAACUCCAACGGAAGAGGCAUUCUGCAACUCCCGGUGUUUCAGUAAAAGGAAGGGUCAGAAAAGUAGCCAAGUGGCAGCCUCCUAGUGAUGCUGAAAGUGAUGAAGACUCUGAGACUGACUCUGGCAUUGAAUCUACUGACUCUGAUGAUGAGUUUCAAAUAUGUGAAAUUUGUACUACAGAGGAGGAAAGGAAAAAAUUGCUACAGUGUUCCUGCUGCAGUAAGUUAGUCCAUUCCACAUGCCUGAUGCCACCAAUUGGUGAUAUAGUUCCUGAAGAGUGGUCAUGCCAUUUGUGUAAGGAGAAAACAGAUGAAUAUCUUCAAGCUAGACAGGCCUACAUAGCUGAACUUCAAAAGAGGUAUGAUGCAGCCUCGGAACGCAAGACAAAAAUAUUAGACAUAAUUCGUGCUCUGGAUCUUCCAAAUAAUCCUUUGGAUGAUAUUGUUGACCAGCUAGGAGGCCCUGACAAAGUUGCAGAAAUGACAGGAAGGAGAGGCAUGCUUGUGAGGGCUUCUACUGGAAAGGGUGUUACUUAUCAGGCUCGUAAUACAAAAGAUGUCACUAUGGAAAUGGUUAACAUGCAUGAAAAGCAGCUCUUUAUGGAUGGUAAAAAGUUUGUUGCUAUUAUCUCUGAAGCUGGAUCAGCUGGUGUAUCUUUGCAGGCUGAUAGGCGAGCUGCAAAUCAGAAAAGACGGGUUCAUUUAACACUUGAACUUCCAUGGAGUGCUGACCGGGCAAUCCAGCAGUUUGGAAGAACUCAUCGAUCAAAUCAAGCUUCAGCACCAGAAUACAGGAUACUAUUUACAAAUCUUGGUGGAGAACGAAGAUUUGCAUCAAUUGUUGCCAAGAGAUUAGAAUCUCUUGGUGCCUUGACUCAGGGUGACCGCAGGGCUGGACCUUCGUUAAGUGCUUAUAAUUAUGAUAGUGCCUAUGGAAAGAAAGCUCUGACAAUUAUGUACAAAGGAAUAAUGGAGCAGGAUUCUCUGCCUGUGGUACCACCGGGAUGUUCAUCUCACACACCAGAUACAAUUCAAGAUUUUAUUGUGCAGGCAAAAGCUGCUCUUGUGUCUGUUGGAAUAGUAAGGGACACUCUUGGUAAUGGUAAAUCUGGUCGUAUUAUUGAUUCGGAUAUGCACGAAGUUGGACGGUUCCUCAACCGGAUUUUGGGACUACCUCCUGAUAUUCAAAAUGGGUUAUUUGAGUUAUUUGUGAGUAUCUUGGAUCUUCUUGUUCGGAAUGCUCGCAUUGAAGGUAACCUUGACACAGGCAUUGUUGACUUGAAAGCUAAUGUAAUUGAACUACAAGGGACUCCAAAGACUGUUCAUGUUGAUCAAUUGACUGGGGCCUCAACAGUUAUGUUUACAUUUAUCUUAGAUCGUGGGAUCACAUGGGAGUUGGCAAGUACAAUGCUGAAUGAAAAACAGAAGGAUGGACUUGGUUCAGCCAAUGAUGGCUUCUAUGAGUCCAAGAGGGAGUGGUUGGGAAGACGUCAUUUCAUUUUAGCAUUUGAAAGUUCCGCUUCGGGUAUGUAUAAAAUAGUUCGCCCCCCUGUUGGUGAAUCGAACAGGGAGAUGCCUCUGUCUGAAUUAAAAAGUAAAUAUAGAAAAAUUUCAUCUUUAGAAAAGGCUCAGUCUGGUUGGGAAGAAGAAUAUGAAGUUUCAUCUAAACAGUGCAUGCAUGGUCCCAAUUGUAAGAUUGGCAACUUUUGUACAGUUGGUAGAAGACUACAGGAAGUAAAUGUCUUGGGUGGCCUCAUCCUUCCUGUUUGGGGAGCCGUAGAAAAGGCUCUCUCAAAGCAGGCCCGCCUAAGCCACAGGAGGCUACGUGUUGUACGCAUUGAAACUACUGUGGAUACGCAACGUAUUGUUGGGCUUCUUGUUCCUAAUGCAGCUGUGGAAACUGUGCUUCAAGGUUUAGCAUGGGUUCAAGAAAUUGAUGAUUGACAUGUGACAAUAGGCUGUGCUCAUUUUUUUGUUAACGAAGUUUAAAUUUAGGUACCACCUGUGGCAGUUGAUUGCACUACCACCAUAUUUGGUGUCUUUGAAUGUCAACAAGCAAUUUUUUGGGAGAAGACUCAACAUUGACGUGGAAUUUUUUUGAGGGGAAUGACUAAUUCAUUCUCUACCCCCCGCAACACAAUUGUGCAGUCUCAUUUUAGUUAUUAUUUUUCACCCAUUUUGUAUAUUUUGUAAAGAUGAUAACUGAAACAGUGAAAUAGUAGAUAGUUUAGGUUGUAUCACAUAUAGUUCCGUCUGAAUCUGAACUAGUUUGUACUAGAUACCAUGAACGAUUAUUGAAAUCAUAGUUGAAGUAAAUAUUGCUUAUUAAUUCUUUUUGAGCAA
Glycine soja is the source of this 4410-nucleotide messenger RNA. Its product is annotated as protein FORGETTER 1-like. The coding region runs from base 241 to 4011 and encodes 1256 amino acids. Gene Ontology annotation, cellular component: nucleus. Gene Ontology annotation, molecular function: histone binding; chromatin DNA binding. The transcript is spliced from 32 exons. Gene Ontology annotation, biological process: regulation of DNA-templated transcription. The record is from RefSeq and is a predicted model, not a curated record. Lineage: Eukaryota; Viridiplantae; Streptophyta; Magnoliopsida; Fabales; Fabaceae.